This is a messenger RNA of Striga hermonthica, 327 nucleotides long. The record is from the annotation of a GenBank genome assembly. Lineage: Eukaryota; Viridiplantae; Streptophyta; Magnoliopsida; Lamiales; Orobanchaceae.
AUGUUGGGACAAGCUACUAAAGAGGCUGAAGUCGGGGGGCUAGGGUUGAGUUGCAUUGUUGACUCCCCUCUCCUAGCGUUGAAAUCGACUCCUCAGACUCAUCAGAUGGAUAAGAAGCCAGGCUUGAUCGGGGAUUUGACGGUGGACUUAAAAAGCCACCUACAGACGCUUUACGCCCAAUCAUUCCGGAUAACGCUUGCAUCCUCUCACGACCUGUGGGCCUUCUACCUCCACGCGGCAUUGCUCCGUCAGGCUUUCGCCCAUUGCGGAAAAGUCUCGGGCUACAAUCGCCUUGUUGGAUUAGCUACAACCGCACUCCCCUACUGA